Messenger RNA from Pochonia chlamydosporia 170, 354 nucleotides. RefSeq lists its product as hypothetical. Lineage: Eukaryota; Fungi; Ascomycota; Sordariomycetes; Hypocreales; Clavicipitaceae. The transcript has a single exon. The record is from RefSeq and is a predicted model, not a curated record. Bases 1 to 354 code for a protein of 117 amino acids.
AUGUGGUGUGGUUCAAAUGUUUGGUGGGAUGAUGGCUGGAUGGCUGACAGCUCAGGUCCUGUCCAGUCAAAUCGGAUCCAGCCAGCAAAGUACUCCCGUACCAGACAGAGGUCAGGUCAAAUCAAGUCUGGUCAAGUCUGGUCUGGUCGAAUCUUGUCUGGUCAAUCCGUCUGGUGGUCAAUUUGGUGUGGUCCUGUCUGGUCUGUCUGGUCCAGUCAAGUCGAGUCCUGCGAGUCGCCUGCCCUCCAGUUCACUGCACAGUACCAACACCACUCGACCAGACGGCUAAGCUGGAAACGAAGACGUCACUGCGUGUGCGGUGACAGCCGGCUGGGCGGCAGCUGCACAAAAUGA